UCACCAUCAUGCCGAGUCCUGCGAUAGCACCGUUUUUAGGGGCGACGGGGAGACUGAUGAGCUACAGGAACUUCAGUGAGGCAUCAGCAGUCGGGUUCCUUAGUGCUAUUUUAUUCGCCGUUUUCUCCGAUCCCGUCAGAAAUUUUGUAGAUUUUGGUGAAAAAUGGAUGGAAUUGUCGGCAUUACCCUUCCAAAUGAAUAUCGCAUUGUUGGGGUUUAUAGUCGGCUAUGGACUGGUCAAGAUCCUGAUGUUGGCUAGAAUAACUAUUCUUAAAAUGCUUCUCAAUUACCACGGAUGGAUGCACAGCCCGAAAUCAACAGCUACAAAGAUAUGGGGACUGAUGUUGAAGGCCAUUGUCGGAAAAGGCAACUUCCCAACAUUUUUCUUUCAAGCAAUGCUGCCACACCUGCCAGUUCCAGAUCUCAACAUCACCUGUGAAAAGUACCUGACAUCGAUGAGACCCCUACUGUCAGAUGAAGACUUCAUGAACCUCUUAACAGCAGUGUUGUCUUUCAAGGAGAAAGAAGGUCCCACUCUUCAAAAACACCUGCUUCAAAAGUUUGCCACAGAGGAAAACUGGCUGACAAAUUACUGGUUGAACCUGGCCUAUCUCAGCUACAGGGAACCUUCUGCUGUGAACGUGAACUGUUAUGCGACCGACAGGAAGGAUGCUUGUUCCACUAACCAGGCAGCCAGAGCAUCAAACCUUACACACUGGAUACUUAGAUUUCACGAAAGCAUCCUGGAAGAGACAUUAAAACCACAGUUUCUUCAGGACAUGAUACCAAUAUGUAUGGAGGGUUACAGAAUGCAGUUUUGUACCUCACGUAUACCAGGUAAACAUGUAGACGAACUUGUUACCUGGAAGGAUUCAAAGCAUAUUGUGAUAUUAAGAAAAGGAAGUUACUACAAAUUACCUGUCUAUGCACCUGAUAAUGAUGGAAAGGAUCGACUACUUACUCCGGCAGAAAUCCUCCCCAUCAUGGAACAUAUUCUUAAAGAUGCAGAAGAAUCAACAGACAGCACCCAAGCAGCUGUAUUUACAGCACUUAAAAGAGACAAAUGGGCAGAUAUACGUACAAGAAUGAUUGAAAGUGAACUUAAUAAAAAGAGCAUAGAAGAUGUGGAAUCGGCCAUAUUUCUUGUUUUUCUGGAUGAAGACCUGCCCACAACAAUUGAAGAUAAUGGAAAGUACAUCAUGAUUGGAAAUGGAUUCAACAGGUGGUAUGAUAAAUCCAUCUCGUUCACUAUUUGCACCAAUGGUGUAAGUGGUUGUAACGGAGAACACAGUUGCACUGAUGCCACACUUCCAGGCAGAAUGUGGGAAUACUACUUACAGAAUGAGAAGUACACCAAGGAUGGUAAUAUCAUUGCUGAGAGGUCUCGUAAGAAGAAAAUUCCUUCUGCGGAAAGGUUGAAAUGGGACAUGACUGGAUUUGAGGAAGAUUUGGAAGAAGCAGUUGAACAUUACAGAAAACUGGCUGGUGGAUUUCAUCUGAGAGUUGUGUCCCCUGAGUAUGGGAAAGGUUACAUCAAGAAGAAGAGAAUGAGUCCUGAUGGUUACAUCCAGAUGGCUCUACAGUUAGCCUACUAUAGGCUGUACGACCAAGUCCCAAAGACCUACGAAUCCGCGUCAACAAGGAUGUUCCUUAACGGUAGAACGGAGACAAUUCGUUCAGUCUCGGAAUACUCCAAACAGUGGGUAAAAAGUAUGCAGAAUGAACGAGCGACACGAGAACAGCGGAUCAUGCUUCUGAAGCGGGCGGUACAGUAUCAGACUCAGAUCAAGGUCGAUGCCAGCAUAGGACAAGGGUGGGACAGACAUCUCAUUGGACUGUUUGCCGCCUCACAGGAACUCAAGAUACCAACCCCUGCUCUGUUCCAAGACAAGAGUUUCUGGAUGCAGGACAAACUAAGUACAUCACAGACCCCGACACGCUACACUGACCAGUGGACCAUGGAGACGUCCUGCAUGGGUGGUGGCUUUGCUCCAGCCUCACCUGAUGGUUACGGAGUGUCUUACAUGAUAUAUGGGGAAGAAAUGUUGAAUUUCCAUGUGACAAGCAACAAGUACUGCCAGACAACUUCAGCAGACAAGAUGGCCGAUGCUAUUUUGGAGGCUAUGUCGGACAUGAAGGAUUUGCUCAAGUAGUUCAGUGAUGCGAUGUUCACAUGAUGUCCUGAUGCCGUGAGAGCAUAUCAUCGUACUGUAGUGUUAUGUUGUCAGGGCAUCGUACUGCAUUGGUUUUGCAUUGUGGUGUGUGUGUCGUUGGAUUAGGAGAAGAUCAGGACAGGUGUCAUUAAGAGAAAGGAAUUAAAAUUCAGCCAGAAAACUAAAAUUCAAUGAUAUUGAAGAAUACAAAUUCUGUCAAAUUUAUAUGUGGAAAAAAUAUGUCAUUCUGUUGUCAUUUUGAUAAAACUUUGUUCAGAUUUACUGCCUGGGAAACUUUACAGUUUUUGUGCAACUUGAAAGAAUGAUGGUAUUUGCUGAAACAUCCAAAAGAUUUAUUUUUCAUGUAGUUUUAGUUUUUAGUAAGUCACUCACAUAUCAAAAUUAUGUUUCCAUACAACUUAAGUUUUCAAUAUUUUCAUUUGUCAGAGGGAUACAAGUAAUUGUGUGUUUUAAAAAAAUUAUGUAACAAGCUGCAUGUUAAACUAAUUAUACUGUUGACACAAGUGGAAGAGCAUGAAGAGGCUGGUAAAAAACUAUAGUAUCUAGGAAAAUCCACAAUGUUGGGUGAGUGACUAUACGUAAUCAUGUCCAGUGGGGAAGUCAGGAGCUCCAACAGAGCUACCCAGGCGAAAGGAAAGUGCUUUAAGAUGUGCAAUUUGCCUACCCAGAAAUGAUGUCAGUGUUGUUGAAUUUUGAGAUUUCUAAGAAUUUGAGAAAGAUUAAAAGACACAUCACCCUGAUAUGUAACUAUGCCUUGUAUCUUCAGUCUCAUAUUUCGUAACAAUGCAAUUUUUGAUGAAUGCCAUAUAGAUAGUAUAUGUGUAUUGUUUGACAGUGGAUAUCUGUGGUUUUAUAUCUCACAUACUGUGAUGGGGUUCCUGUUUUAAGUAAAAUCUUACUGGUGUUGUGUAUAAAUUAAUAACAUUGACUUUUGAUUACAACAUCUGACUCCUCCAUUUUUACUACAACUCAGUUUUUUUUUUUUUUCUUCUUCUUCUUUAGAUAAACUUAUUGAAAAUCUUGAGAUUUUAAUACUGAGGAAACACCUGGCACAUUUCAUAUUUCCCUUUGGGGUGAAUAUUGUCUUUAUGAUAAUUUUGUGUCGAUGUUUGAGAAUAUGUCCGUUGACAGGAAAACCAAGAAAUGUUUGAGUAAAUGUUUCUAAUUAUGAUAAAAUUUGAUACUCAUGUUUCUCGGAGAGAUAAUUUCAGAGGUAUAAAUCGGUACAAGUUCAGCAUUAUUUUAAGACUUGUACCAAUCGGAAUUGAAAAUAAAUACAUUUCACAUUAUCUUAAGCUACUGUAAACAUACAUAUUAUGGCACUAUGAAAUUUGAGUGAAUUAUCAGCUUUUAACAAAGUAACACAAUCAUUGCAAUAUAAACAAUCAGAAAAGUUGCAAUAAACACAAAAUGUGCUAAAAGGAGAUUUUUGCAAAUGAAUGACACAAGAAGAGCUAUUAUUUUUUCUUUCAAAAGUUAAAAAAAAAGUUUUUUUGUGAAUAUGCUGGCAUAAAAAUCUCUGGAAACAUGUGCUAAUUAUGUAUAGUCAGAAAGAGCUUCAUAAUGUUUAUUAUUAAUACAAAAAAUUACAUUUUAUAUUAACUAUAGACAGAAAUGUCAUGUGCUUUUAUGUGUGAAGCUAGUUACUGAUAGUGUUGUGGUAGUGACAGUUUUGAUUUCUGACUGUUUAACGAUGACAGCUGUUUAUUGUAAUACUUCCUAGCUAUCUUAGCUAUAACUUUAGCGGAAGCUUACACUUUAGUUCAGGGACCAUGUACUUUUAUCCUGUUAAUAUGCUGCUGUUAAUUAUCAACAGCUAUUUUUUCUGUCAAAAACAAGACUCGCAGUGGUUUCUGUUGACAGUGUACUUAUCAAGUGGGAUAAUACACAAGUUUUUGUUUGUUUUUUAGUGUUUGUUAUUAACAUUGUAUGGGAUAAGUUUAUGAUAUUUCUUCUAAGAUAUUUAGUUUCAUUUGUGCAUAAAUCCAUU
Ylistrum balloti is the source of this 4164-nucleotide messenger RNA. RefSeq names its product carnitine O-palmitoyltransferase 1, liver isoform-like. Gene Ontology annotation, cellular component: mitochondrion. The coding region runs from base 9 to 2153 and encodes 714 amino acids. Lineage: Eukaryota; Metazoa; Mollusca; Bivalvia; Pectinida; Pectinidae. The record is from RefSeq and is a predicted model, not a curated record. The transcript has 19 exons. Gene Ontology annotation, molecular function: carnitine O-palmitoyltransferase activity. Gene Ontology annotation, biological process: carnitine metabolic process; fatty acid metabolic process.